AUGGGAAACCUGAACAUGGAAAAUAUCAGCAAGUUUUCUUGUUAUACAUUGGAGUUCGAAACCAAUGGAAAUCUCGUGCUCGUUGAUAAAGACACCACUGUCUGGACAUCAAAUACCCCGAACUCUGGCGCCAAAACAGCCGUCAUGUCUGAAAAUGGCAAUGUCAUUCUAUAUGGUGCUGAUCAACGCAUUGCAUGGGAAAGCUUUUCACGUCCAUCAGAUACUCUCCUACCAGGACAACCUUUGACAGUUUCUCUCGAGCUCAAAUCUUCAAAAUCGCCUUCACGUGGUGGUUACUACGCACUGAAAAUGUUACAGUAG
This is a messenger RNA of Fraxinus pennsylvanica, 321 nucleotides long. The record is from the annotation of a GenBank genome assembly. Lineage: Eukaryota; Viridiplantae; Streptophyta; Magnoliopsida; Lamiales; Oleaceae.